This is a messenger RNA of Aspergillus calidoustus, 4103 nucleotides long. NCBI's taxonomy places the organism in Eukaryota, Fungi, Ascomycota, Eurotiomycetes, Eurotiales, Aspergillaceae. The record is from the annotation of a GenBank genome assembly.
CGGGAACACUAACGUAGCCAUCAUCCACGGUAUCAUCUUCCAGCAGUCGAUUAAGUUGUUCCUGCGCCGAGAUAGCCACAUCUAGCUAGUUAGCAGCUUUCUAGGGCAAUGAUUGGGGGACUGGGCUCACCCUUGGACUCCACCUGCCACACCAAAUGCACACGGCGAACCUGGGACGUACAAGUAUUAUAACCAUAGAUCAUUUUCUUGACAUACGGAAUCACGGCCGCAAUCCCAACACCACUGGCGACGACGAGAGCACUUUCGCAAUGACUGACGUCCUCGCUAAUUCCGUGCGGGCCGGAGAAUAACGCCAAGAACGAAAUUGAACUGUCUGGAACUGCUUGGACAUGACGGAGGAGGUCUUUAGAAAGGCCUUGACGCGGCCACACCAAAAGCUCAAAGGUAUUCUGAUUACCCCGGGACCACGAGGUGACCGCAAAAGGAUGUGUCUGUGUCCAUGCGCCUAGACCGACCCCUGGGAUCCAGAGGUUGAUGUAUUGACCAGCGUCCACUUUGAGCGGCCGAGGCAAGCUCAAACGGACCCUGAUAGCGGACACGGUGCCAUCAUCACCGCCCUCCUUGGUAGCCCCUUGGUAUGCAUAUGACAAUAUCGCUCUUGGAGCACCGCGACCCGCAAGCAGGCCGUUUCGAUAGAGGAAAAAGAGCAGCGGUACAACGAGAUUCAGCCCAAGGAGUGCUAGGGCAACAGUGAGGUACACUCCGGGAAGACGAUCCCGAAUGGGGAGAUGGCGCCAAACGCCGUAGACAAAAAGCCCUACCAGAGCCUGAUGUCCCCGGAGGAAGACCUCGUAUGACCAACGGCGACACAAAGGAAGGGAAAGGAGAGUCAAAGCGCCUAAAGAUCCAGCACCCUGCCAAUGUUAGCAUGACCGUAACUCUCUGGUCCUCGAGACUUACAAUCGUAGUAUAGAGGUUUCGUGACUCGGAAAGCAGAAACUGGGGCCCCUUGGCCAGGCUCAUAACAAUGUGGACAGAGAUUAAGACAAUAACCAUCCAGCUGGUCGCGCGGUGGAUCUUUUGGCAGGUCUGUAAGUAAAUGCCGAGGAGAUCAGCCAAGGAGCUGAUGUGGAUCGUUGAUAGAGGGAAGAUCAAAUUGAUGAGAGCCAGGGUCCCUGCCCGACGGCUGAUAUCAGUCAUCGCCCCCGCCCGAAAAAAGACCAGGAAGAUAUUGAUCACAAUAUAUGUUAUAUAGAGGAAAACUUCGGCCCUUGUCCAAGGACCAAGGAAUCGGUGCUGAGCAACAAGCACAGGGAGAGUAAAAUGUCGUGAUACAGGAAUGGUGAAUAAAUGAGUCCUAUUGGAGAGAAACACCAGAAACCUGACUAGGAAAAAUAAGGCAAAUAUGCCGCCAGCAGCAAUCGCAUAAAAUAUCAAGGCAUCCAUCUUGGGCAAGCAAAGGAAAUGAAUAAAGAAGUAGAUGCGGUUCAAAGUGAGGGUCUUGGAAGGAGAACUUAUAGUGAUCCCAUAUAAGGCCUUACCGGGGAACGACCUCACUGCGGCGACAGCUCGCUGGGGAAUUCCAUCUCUUCGCACUGUGAAGGAUUCAAGGGCUCGUUGUGAAACCUACUUAAGGAGUCAUUAUCUCGCAUUUGGAGGAUCUGUCUCCACGAAAAUUAACAGCACUGGAGAUCACACGCCAUGGCCCGGAAAGCACCAUGGGCGAAAAAGCGCCGGUUAGAAACUGCUCAGGCAAAGUCUCACCAGCUCUACAAGAGGAGGAAGGGAAUAUUUAAAAAAGCUGCAGAAUUCAGCCUUGAAUGCGAGUCAGAUAUUUUUGUUGCCGUUCGGAUCCGGAAAACCGGUCAGAUAUAUAUCUUCGAUUCGUCCGCGCGGGCCGACUGGAUUAGCACGAUAUCAGACUUGGGGGGAUGUUUCCCCAAUCCAAUCCGGUUGACAGUGGGGGAUAUUUUCCCUGAUUGUGGCGGAUGUCCUUCACGUAGUCAAAUAGAGGACGAGCCAGGAAAGAGCACACUAUGAGGCAUAAUUGUGGGAUUCUUUUUCCUUUUUUAGAUCAUAAUCUCUAUUGAGAGACUGCCUUCAUACUGUAACACUGGCGGACCCCGGUUUUAGUCUCGACGUGAUCUAAUAUAGGGGUUGAUAUCUACAACUCGACAUAAUCUGACGCUGAUUGGUUUUCACAAAUAUGAUUCAACCUUAACACCAAUUGAACCUAUGGUUUAACCACCAAAGAAGGCUUUAGGUGGAAACUCUUGUCUUGUUACGUCAUUCUAAUCUCGUCGGGGAUCCCCAAGGAACCGCCAGGCACCAUUCAACUUCACCUAAUCAACUCUAUCGAGUGACUCACUGGCGGUUCGGAACUACAUUAAUCCGAGAGAAUCCGAAGCACGACACUCCCAUCUCCUUAUUGAGAGGAAAGCAUUGGAUCAGCAAGCUGAAAUUCAACCAUUGUAAAAGAACCGAGCUCUGGACCAGGCAUGGAAGAUGAAUAUCCUCUCCUUCGCUAUCUGUCUGGCGUUGAUUAGGUCCCAUCUACUUUAAUAUCUACAACUCAAGAUAUCCGAUGCUGGCAGCUUUUCACAAAUAUGGCUCGGCCCUCACGCGAAUUAAACCCAUGGUCUAACCACCAAAGAUUUUUGGCAACUCUUGUCUCGCUUCAUCCUUCCAGUCUCGCUGGGGAUCCGUAAUAAGUAGUCAGGCACCAAUCGAUUUCAACCAAUCAGCACUAUAAAGAGUGACCCAUAACGCGGUUCGGAAUUACGUUUAUCCAAUGGAGUCCCAAGCUCCCCGGCGAGAGGAAAGCGUUUGGUCACCCAAGUUGAAAUCAGGCCAUCGUAGAACAGAUGGAACUUCCCAUCCUAAAAUCAAUAUGAAAAGUGAACUGCUAAUGAAUAUUGAGCUUGCAAACCAGCACACUAACGAUACAAGAGGGAAAGUUCAUGACAAAACAGACCUCUGGGUUAGGUAGGAAAAGUCAUUUCCACUAGUUCGAAAGACUUUAAUGAAAUCGGGAAGGCGCCCAAACAUGAGGGUUUUCAUGGUUGGCUCCAACGAGCGAAACAGGCGAGUAGUCCCCGGGCGAACAUUUGAAAUAUAAGUGACAAGCGCAUCUACGCAUGCAGCCGAGAAUGUUUCAUUAUACCUAUAUUCCAGGAUUAGUGAGAGGGAGUGCUGAACAAGUAAAGACAUACAUCUUAUCCAACCAUUCGCCUCUGAGCAAUACCCCAGAACCUAGGCUCGCCACGACUUGCCAACACCACUGGCCCUUUCGAAUGAUAUAACCUAACUGUCUGCGAAGUUGUUCACCUUCUAACCCUCGGAAACCGUCAUCAGGGUAUGCCGCCUCGAUGAUGCAGUUAAGGACAUGGGUUGUGGACCUCUCGUGCGUGUUGGGAGGACGGGGACAAUAUUUCUUGGGGCGCUUGCAGAGCUCUUUGUAGUUGAAAUGGAACAGAAGAUAUGCAACAUUCUCCGCCACAGGAUCAAGAGUUUUGGCUUCCAGCUCUUUCACAUAGUUCCAUGCCGCCUGUAUGCCUACCCACUCCGUGGGAAGGCCAAGUGCAUGCCGGCCCUGCGACACAUUGUUAUGCCAUUGAUCUGAAAGAGAUCUUAAUGUCUGAAGAUUUGGGGGGAGAAAACAAGCUUCCGCUGUAAGGACUUUUCUAAUAGCUUCGUCAUUAAGCUCGGAGUUGUAACCCUUCAAUAGGGCUUUAGCAAUCGGAUCCAACUUUAUCCUUGCUCCGGCUUUCUUCCUUUGCCUUUGGAUAUUCCUACCAUUUACUCGCCUGUGAUCGGAGGUCCGCGGAAAAUCAGAGCGUGUAGGCAUUUUCUGCGGUCGGGGAGAGUCAAGGCCAUCGCUAGAGGGGGUAGGAUAGCAAGAGACUGCGUUAAUUUCCGUAGAGGAUGUCUCGAAACUCAUAACCCUCUCACUUUCAGCGACUUCAGGGGUAUUUUCAGUAUGCGUAGUAUUGUUCGGUAUCCCUAAUAUAUCUCGGUUUCCCGCUUCCGUCUCGGGUCCGUCUGAUAUAAGGAAGUCGUCGAAAUUUACCGGUGUUGGGUGCUCGUUGGCAGCGUUGGCAGAGUCGUUAGAACCGGUGAUAGGAGCGUCGAGAUCGAUGUUC